UCAACAAGGAAGAGGAGUUCAAAUGAGAGGAGGAAGAGGAGCAGGUCAACGAGGAAGAGGAGGAGGCCAACAUGGGAGAGGAGAAGGUCCAGGAGGGAGAGCAAGACAACCUCGCACCAUCAUUAUGGACGAGAUGCGAGCAACAGUCAUUAACCAUGUCAUUGUCCAUAGCAUGACAAUGGCUGAAGCAGGACUAAGAGUCCGUCCAAACCUGAGUAGGUUCACCGUGGCCACCAUUAUCAGGGCAUUCAGACAACACAACAGAGUUGAAAGAAUGCCACAUAGAGGUGGGAGGGUUGCCAUAUUUACAGCGGCACAAGAAACCCUCAUUGUGGAUGUGGUUCGUGGGAACAACCUCAUCAGACUCCGGGAGAUCAGAGACAAAGUCAUUGCCGAUAAUGUCAACUUUGAGAGCAUUGACGAUGUCAGCUUGGCCACAAUAGACCGAGUUCUCCGGCGCCAAAAGACGCGGAUGAAACAGGUCUAUAGGGUUCCCUUUGAGCGCAACGCUGCGCGACACAACGACCGACAUUACGAGUAUGUGCAAAGGAUAUUACAGUUGGACGCGAUGGCCAGACCUCAUGAGUACCUCUUCCUGGAUGAGGCUUCAACCUGCAGAAACGAAGGCAAAGAGGCCGUAACAUCAUUGGCCAAAGUGCCAUCACUGAGGUCCCUGGCCAACGGGGGGGGGUGAUAUUACUCUUUGUGCGGCCAUGGGUUCGGAGGGGCUUGUCCACCGGCAUGCUGUCCUUGGGUCUUACAACACCCAACGUCUCCUCACCUUCCUAGAGGAGCUAAAAGACAUCCUCCUGGACCGCCAACAACACCACCCUGGGCCCGCACAUCAGCUUUAUGUGAUCAUUUGGGACAAUGUCCGCUUCCACAGAACAAACUAAAUCAGAGAGUGGUUCACCACCAACAGUAACUCAAUGGUUAGGCCUUCAUGAAUACUUCUUCGUGGAUGAAGCUGUAUUCAAUCUAGCAAAAAGCAUAAGAAGAGGUUGCAACAUGUGUUUUCAAUUUUGAGUGGUAGUGUGUUAAUAAUGAAAACAUUGUGUUAGUUGUGUUUAAAUUCUGUGGCCUGUGUGCACCAUUCUGGGUACAAGUGCACCACACUGCUAAAUGUGUUUUGUGUUUAAGAGUGUGUUUAGAGUUUUGGUAAAUGGGAGAUUCAGAUUUGCAAAUGGUGUCCUAACCAGAUGAAUAGUGUUUAAGAUUUUGGCAACUGUGGGAUUGAUUUGAUGAAAGUUUUCUUAGUUGACAGUUUAGUUUUUACAAUGGGAUUCAGUGUUUUAGCAAUUCAGAAAAGCUGUAAUGCUUCACUGCCAAGCAAGCCCUCUGGUCAGAUUCAGCCAAAGAAUACAAAAGUAAUAGGACAGUACCUUA
This is a messenger RNA of Oreochromis niloticus (Nile tilapia), 1386 nucleotides long. RefSeq lists its product as uncharacterized. The transcript has 3 exons. Bases 23 to 694 code for a protein of 223 amino acids. NCBI's taxonomy places the organism in Eukaryota, Metazoa, Chordata, Actinopteri, Cichliformes, Cichlidae. The record is from RefSeq and is a predicted model, not a curated record.